AUGGAAUUGGAAAGAGCACAACGAGGAAGUGGAUCAUCGAGAAGAGCCAAGAGAUUGGCUCAACAAGCCAAAACUCAUCCAAUGAUACAGGCUAAACAGAAUCAGGUGCGGUUUUUGAAUAGGAUUUUCGAUCACGUUUGGACUUAAAAUGCUCCAAUUUUCUAGCUGAAGAUUGAAAUUCUGAAUUCAAUCCACGUGGCAUUUUGAACUUCGAAAAAUCACAUUAUUCUUUUUCGAGGAAAUUUUAUUGGAAAAAAUCACCAAGGAGAUGAAAAUCGCAUUAUUUUUAUUAUGAAAUGAUGAAAUUUCGAAACCUAUAAUUAAAAAUGGGAUUUUCAGAACCAGAAAUAGCUAUUUUCUAGCUUUUUUGGCUUUGAAAAAAUUGAUUUUUACGUGUAAAUUUUCUAUGAAUCUAGCUUCAAAAACCUGAAAUUUCUCAAUUUUUCAAUUUUCAGAUGUACCUAAUCACAACAGUAACCCAUCCAAGUUCUGACACUUCAUUAAUCAAUAAAAAGUUGCCGAAAGAGCUUAUUUUGCGAAUUUUCUCAUAUUUGGAUACAAAAGGAUUGUGCAGAUGUGCACAAACUUGUCACGCUUGGAAUGCUUUGGCUUUGGAUGGUUCAAAUUGGAAACGAGUUGAUUUGUUCACAUUUCAGAAGGAUGUUAAGGUGGGAAUUUGGAAAGCCAGAAUCGAUUUUUUUCCUAGGAAAACAGAAUUUCUAGCUACAAAAAUGUGUCUGAAAAUGCUCAGAAAGGCUGAAAUUUGGCUAAUCCCUUGGCUAUUUUUCAGAAAAACAAAUUAUUAAAAUAGUGCAGAAAUAUAACCUAUUUUUAGCUAGGACUUUUUGAGAUUUUUUCUGAAAAAUAUGAGCUAUGACGUGCCAAUUUGUGAAUAAAUACGUGAACUAUGACGUGGCGAUUUAGAAAUGCUCAUUUUCCAUUUUUAAUAACAAUUUCACAAUUCAAAAAUUUUGCUCUAAAAAAAUAAAACGUGACCUAUUUUUAUUCAAUCCACGUGAAAUUUUUCCCCAAAAUAUUCAUUUUCGAAUUUCGAAUUCCAGAAAAAUGUAGGUUUUUUCCCAAUUCGCGGCUCAAAAUUUGAUCAUCUAGAAAAUGACGUCUUGAAGUCAAAAACUAGAAAAAAAUUUCCUCAUGAAUAAAAAAUGGCCUCGUUUUCUUUAGUUUUUGAGAUCAUCUAACUCGAACAGAAAAAAAUGACAAGAAAUUGGGAAUUUUUAAAUUUGGGAGCUCAAAAAUAAUCAAAUUUUUUUUUCCAGUCUGCUGUUAUCGAAAAUCUUGCUCGUCGAUGUGGCGGAUUUCUCAAAGAACUAUCCUUGAAAGGCUGUGAAAAUGUACAUGAUCUCGCCAUCAAAACAUUCACCGCAAAAUGUCCAAAUCUCGAAUAUCUCAGCCUUUACAAAUGCAAACGGGUCACCGAUACAUCGUGCGAAAAUUUGGGUAAAAAUUGUCACAAAUUAAAAUAUUUGAACUUGGAAAAUUGCACAUCAAUUACGGAUAGAAGUAUGCGAUUUAUUGGAGAUGGAUGUAAAAAUUUGGAAUAUUUGAAUAUUUCAUGGUGCGAUUCGAUACAAGAUCGAGGAAUUCAAUAUAUUAUUAAUAAUUGUACCAAAUUAGAAACAUUGAUUUUAAGAGGAUGUGAUGGAUUGACUGAAAAUGUAUUUGAUCAGAAUUUAGAGCAAAAUGCGGAACAGGAAGGGCUCAAAUUAGAAAACCUCACAAAAAUUAACCUAUUGGGAUGUUUUAUCAAUGAUGAAACUAUCAAUAAUCUAGCAGUGAUUGCAAAAAAUAUCGAAUAUUUAUGCAUUUCGAAUUGCUCGAAUAUAACUGACAACGCUUUGAUUUCCUUGGGAAAUCAUAGUUUUCAUUUGAAGACACUCGAAGUUGCUGGAUGUAAUUUGUUGGGAGAUAAUGGAUUUAUUCCGCUGGCAAAAGGUUGUCGAUAUUUGGAGAAAUUGGAUUUGGAAGAUUGCUCACUGAUUAGUGAUGCAAGUAUUAAUUCGUUGGCUAAUUAUUGUGGAGGAUUGAAAGAAUUGGUGAGUUGGCGGGAGUUUUUAUAAGAUUCAAAACUCGAAGUUUUUUCAUUUUUACCCAUAAAAUCCUCGGUUUUUGCAGAGUCUUUCGCACUGCGAACUUCUAACCGACGAAUCAAUGCACAAUUUGGCAGCAAAACAACGAGAAACUCUGGAAAUUCUCGAAGUUGAUAAUUGUCCUUUGUUAUCAGAUUCAACAUUAUCCCAUCUUCGACAUUGUAAAACAUUGAAACGAAUCGAUUUAUAUGAUUGUCAAAAUGUGUCGAAAGAUGCGAUUCAACGAUUCAAAUUACAAAGACCACAUGUUGAAAUUCAUGCGUAUUUUGCACCGGCUACACCACCUCCUGAUGCUGUUGUUAAUCGAGCUGGUAAGAGAGAUUUUGAAAAGGGGUUUGGGGUGAGAAAAUGGGAAACAAAUUGAACAAAUAUUAUAAAAAAUUGAAGGACUAUUUUUUGCAAAACCUAGUCCCUCCAUUUUUUUUGUUUUUUGAAAUUCAAUGUUUUUUGUCAUCUUUUGAAUAUUUUGUAGAAUUUUAGGCGCCGCCUGA
Messenger RNA from Caenorhabditis angaria, 2599 nucleotides. Lineage: Eukaryota; Metazoa; Nematoda; Chromadorea; Rhabditida; Rhabditidae. The record is from the annotation of a GenBank genome assembly.